AUGUCAUCUCCAACAAAGACUGCAUGCAAAUUUGACAGCCUUGCACCAACUGGCGUCGAAGCUUUUGCCUCAUCAUCAGGAGCCUCUUCAGAUAUGUCAGCCAAGUUUGAGACCACUACUCACAAGGAGCACCUGUUGCCCAAUCUUCCCACAGAAGAGGUUCACAGCAGUCUGACAGACCGAGCCCCCUCCCUCAAAGCGCCGGAACCAACGCAACAGUCCGUCCCCUCACAUACGAACCUCGAGACUGCAGUGCACAGCUCUGGUCCACCACCAUGGCCUACCAUCACAUACAAGCAUCUUCUUUCUGCUGGCACGCUCAACCCCACCAAUCCCCUCCGUGUUGUGGCGCACUGCGAUGUAGAUGCGGCCUAUGCUCAAUUCGAAGCCUCACGUCUUGGCCUCGAUGCCACCGUCGUGCCGAUAGCUGUGCAGCAGUGGCAAGGCCUCAUUGCGGUUAACUAUCCAGCUCGUGACGCUGGCGUUUCGCGUUUUGAAAGUAUCCCGGAAGCUCUCAAGAAAUGCCCCGAUCUGCAUCUCGUCCACGUAGCCACCUAUGCACACGGAAGCAACAAGCCAGAUUACCAUCCGGAUCCGAAACCGGAAACGCAUAAAGUCAGUCUCGAUCAUUACCGUAGAGAGAGCACCAAGAUCCUCACCAUCUUCAAAAGGACUUGCCCACACGGAGCGGUGGAGAAGGCAAGCAUCGAUGAGUCGUAUUUUGACCUUACCAUCGAAGUUCGCAAGCUGCUGAUCCAGCGAUUUCCGCAUUUGGCCCAUCCGCCUCCGGAUGACCCAGUGACAGGAGCGAAAGGGAUGGAUCAGCCGUUGCCCCCACCGCCACGCCUGGGACUGAAACAAUGGAAGCAGCUUGGGUAUGUAGUGCCGAAGACGGGCGAUGUAGGCAAGGCAAUGGGGAUUGGUAGGCCGGAGAAAGCGGUGGCGAAAAGAGCACUCUUGGUGGAUGCGCCUAUCGGAGCUGGAAUCGUAUCGGAACUGCUACCCGAGCUGCCGAGCGCCAAUACGUCACAAGCAGCCGACCACAGCGCCCAAGCUGCUCAAGGCCAGUCGACAGGCAAACAACCACCGCCAUCAUGGGGCUCCGACCAAGAUCACCUCACCGACCCUUCAUCAAGUCAGCAAGACGACCUCGACUCGGAAGCCGCGCUCUGGGAUCACAUUGAAUACGGCGAGACCACGUGGACCGAUGUAGCUCUCGCUCUCGGCGCUGAACUCAUGAACCGCGUACGACAAAAUGUUCUUGACGAACUCGGAUACACCACGUCAGCAGGCAUCGGAUCGAAUAAGACGCUCUCCAAGCUCUGUUCGUCUUGGCGCAAGCCCAACGGUCAAACCAUCAUGCGUCCGUGUUCGGUUGCCAACUUUUUCUCUUCUUUGCCCUUCCAAAAGAUUCGAUUCCUCGGUGGGAAGCUAGGUAAUGCGAUGGGCGCCGAGUGGAACUCAGCGACUGUGUCGGAUCUGUGGGGAGUGGGGCUGGACGAGAUGCAGGCCAAGUUCGGGGAAGAAGCUCGGUGGGUGUACAACGUGCUUCGCGGGAUCGAUUAUAGCGAGGUGCGGGAGCGGGUGAAUAACCAGACCAUGCUGGCGAGCAAAUCUGUCCGACCCGCGAUCACAAAGCCGGAAGAAGCAACGCACUGGCUGGACAUCCUCUCUACCGAACUAGCCAUCAGGCUCAGGGAGGCAAGGGAAGAGCGGCGCAAUCUUUGGCCAAAGACGUUGGUGCUGCGGUACAUUCGAGCUGGCUCAGUGCCACGCAGCCGCCAGACAGCGUUUCCAUUCACCAACCCGAACAACCAAGACGAUCUGGCCAAGGUGAUUCUCAAAAAAGGACAGAAGUUAUGGGAAGAGAGCCUUGGGGAUGCCCUUGGUUUGGGGCUAGGAUCGUCGGGCUUUGGAGAGGCCAAGGUGUUGACGAUCGCGUUGGGUUUUGGAAGCUUAGCUGAGGGCGAAGCUGGUCAGCAAGGUAUUGCUGGCUUUCUCGGGACGGCUAGUGGGAGCACAGCGACAGCAUCGACAUUUCCAUUGCCAGCAGCACUAGCAGAAGGGCCUGAAAUUACGAGACUCGCAGCAGAAGUUGACUCGGAGGAACAUUCGUCCCCAAAGAAGAAAAGGAAACGCAAUCGUUUGGAUGUCAUGUUUGAGACUCAAAGCAAACAACUACAGUCGCAAGCGUCGCAUUCCAAGCAAAAAGAGGGUCCGACGAAAGACAAUCGUGAUGACGAUACAGAGCAACCCAGGGUCGACAUUGACGAAGAAGCUGGCGUCAAGGUCGUCGAAGCUGCAUCAGGACCGCAAGCCGAUCAAGAAGACGAUCCACAUUGGCGGUGUCCCGAUUGCUCGCACCUGAUCCAGGCACCAUCGGGAUCGGCGUGGUUCGAGAAGCCAUAUCUGGUAGAAAAGCUCAAGGAUGAACAUCUUGAUUGGCACUUUGCCGUUACUCUGUCGCAAGCACCCCAGGUAGCCGACAGUGCUGGUGCAUCGGCAUCGCAACGACCCGCUACAACUACAGCUAAGGCUACAGCUGCAGGUACGAGCAAGAAGAAACGAGCGCUGGACAAAUUUUUUGCCCGUCGAUAG
This is a messenger RNA of Mycosarcoma maydis (corn smut), 2598 nucleotides long. Its product is annotated as DNA-directed DNA polymerase eta. Gene Ontology annotation, cellular component: replication fork; site of double-strand break; nucleus. Gene Ontology annotation, biological process: response to radiation; error-prone translesion synthesis. Gene Ontology annotation, molecular function: DNA-directed DNA polymerase activity; damaged DNA binding. The transcript has a single exon. The coding region runs from base 1 to 2598 and encodes 865 amino acids. NCBI's taxonomy places the organism in Eukaryota, Fungi, Basidiomycota, Ustilaginomycetes, Ustilaginales. The record is from RefSeq and is a predicted model, not a curated record.